This is a messenger RNA of Habropoda laboriosa, 533 nucleotides long. It is a transcript of the gene mRpS6, whose product is annotated as probable 28S ribosomal protein S6, mitochondrial. The record is from RefSeq and is a predicted model, not a curated record. The coding region runs from base 81 to 533 and encodes 150 amino acids. Gene Ontology annotation, molecular function: structural constituent of ribosome; small ribosomal subunit rRNA binding. Gene Ontology annotation, biological process: translation. NCBI's taxonomy places the organism in Eukaryota, Metazoa, Arthropoda, Insecta, Hymenoptera, Apidae. Gene Ontology annotation, cellular component: ribosome; mitochondrial small ribosomal subunit. The transcript has 4 exons.
UUCUAGUUGUUUUCAACAGGGAAAGGUAUUGCUUUAAAUGUGCAAUUAAUUUAUUUACUGGAAAUAAAAACAACACAACCAUGCCAACUUAUGAAAUGCCAUUGUUAUUACGAAUAGGAAGUAAGGUGGAAUAUACAAAUAUUUUGAAGGCUGUGGCCAAUGAAAUAUUUGAAUCAGGUGGAUUUAUUAGAAGAAUUGAGAACUGGGGUGAUAAAGAACUUCCAUGCAAAGCACCUGCCCAUGGUAAAGUUCAUACACACGCUGGGCAUUUUAUGUUUUGCUUUGAUAGUCCACCAUCUGAAAUAUUCAACAUCUAUGAUUAUUGUAAAAGAAAUUUAAGUAUUAUUAGAACACAAAUAUAUAAGGAGUUUGUACCAUCAAAAAAUGUGGAAUGUUCAUUGGAAGAAGAACUAUUGCCUCCAGCUUAUAGACCUAAUGUUCAGAAACUUUUGGAAGAAAGCAAGAAACACAAAAGUGGCAAAGUCAAAUUCCACUACAAUUCUGGUCUUGAUUACUAUCCUUUCAUAAAAUAA